Messenger RNA from Eutrema salsugineum, 1503 nucleotides. Its product is annotated as cytochrome P450 71B8. Gene Ontology annotation, molecular function: iron ion binding; oxidoreductase activity, acting on paired donors, with incorporation or reduction of molecular oxygen; heme binding. The record is from RefSeq and is a predicted model, not a curated record. The transcript is spliced from 2 exons. Bases 1 to 1503 code for a protein of 500 amino acids. NCBI's taxonomy places the organism in Eukaryota, Viridiplantae, Streptophyta, Magnoliopsida, Brassicales, Brassicaceae.
AUGAGUUUCUUCCUAGCUUUCGUCUUCCUCUUCCCUCUCUCUUUGUUCAUCUUUAAAAAGCUUUCACCUUCGAAAAUGAAUCUUCCUCCGGGACCUACAGGUCUUCCAAUCAUAGGAAACUUUCACCAGCUUGAAAACUUUCUUCACAAAUCUUUUCACAAUCUCUCCUUAGAACACGGACCAGUGAUGCUUCUCCACUUUGGGGUCGUUCCUGUGGUCGUGUUCUCCUCUAGAGAAGCAGCUAAAGAAGUUCUCAGGACUCAUGAUCUAGAGACUUGUGGCCGACCUAAGUUGGUAACGACCAAGUUGUUUUCUUACAACUUCAAAGACAUUGUUUUCGCUCAGCAUGGUGAGGACUGGCGAGAGAUGAAAAAGCUUGUUGGUCUCGAGCUAUUUAGUCCCAAAAAGCAAAAGGUUUUUAAGUGUAUCAGAGAGGAAGAGAGUGACUUGCUGUUCAAGAAACUAACAAAAUCUGCUCAAACAGAAACCUUAGUGGAUUUGGGGAAAGUCCUAUUCUCCUUCACGGCUGGUAUCAUAUUUAGACUCGCCUUUGGGCACAACUUCCACGAGUGCAAUUUUAUCGAUAUGGAGAGAGUAGAAGAGAUGGUGAUAGAGUCGGAGACCAACGUAGGUACUUUGGCAAUCACUGACUUCUUCCCCACGUGUCUCGGAUGGCUUAUUGACCGGAUCUCCGGUCAGUAUUCGAGGAUGAACAAAGGCUUUUCAAAACUCAACAAUCUCUUUCAACAUGUGAUCGAUGAUCAUUUAAAGAUUGCAAAACCUGAAGAUCACUCAGACCUCGUCAGUGCCAUGUUAAUAAUAAUUAAUAAGCCCACCAAAUCGGGUUCUUUCAAGAUCACUUCCGAUCAUCUCAAAGGAGUCAUGUCAGAUGUGUUUUUGGCGGGAGUGAACGCAGGAGUAAUCACGAUGAUAUGGACAAUGACAGAGCUAACAAGACAUCCGAGAGUGAUGAAAAAACUCCAAGAAGCGAUUCGAGAAACACUCGGAUCCAACAAAGAGAGAAUCACAGAAGAAGAUGUAGAGAAAGUUGAAUACUUGAAGCUAGUGAUCAAGGAAACAUUCAGAUUACACCCACCUGCUCCUCUCUUGCUCCCAAGACUAACAAUGGCUGACAUCAAGAUUCAAGGCUACAACAUUCCCAAGAACACCAUGAUCCAAGUCAACACUUACUCCAUAGGACGUGAUCCCAAAUGUUGGACUAGCCCUGAUGAAUUCAUUCCCGAGAGGUUUUUGAAUACCUCAAUCAACUACAAAGGUCAGCAUUUUGAGCUCUUGCCCUUUGGAUCUGGUCGUAGGAGCUGUCCAGGGAUGGCCUUGGGAACCACCAUUGUCGAGCUCGGCCUUCUUAACCUUCUUUACUAUUUCAAUUGGAGUUUGCCUGAUGGAAUGGCCAUUGCAGACAUUGACAUGGACGAAAUCGGAGCUUUAAAUAUCGCCAAGAAAGUCCCUCUUGAGCUCGUACCAACUCGUCAUCACUUGUAA